Adineta steineri is the source of this 1506-nucleotide messenger RNA. Lineage: Eukaryota; Metazoa; Rotifera; Eurotatoria; Adinetida; Adinetidae. The record is from the annotation of a GenBank genome assembly.
AUGAAAAUUUGUUCUUGGAAUAUUAAUGGUCUUCGCUCAUUGCGACAGCCAUUACGAACUGUACUUGAACAACUUGAUUGUGAUAUUAUAUGUUUUCAAGAAACAAAAGUUACUCGUCAAGCUCUAGCUGAAGCAUAUGCUCGAAUAGAUGGUUAUCAUUCAUUUUAUAGCUGGUCUCGACUUCGAGAAGGAUAUUCUGGUGUUUCUAUAAUUUGUAAAACAUCUCUAGCACCAAUUCGAGCGGAAGAAGGUCUCGUAGGAAAAUUACACACAAAUCUUGAGGAUGGUUUAGGUGGUGAAUAUUUAUCAUUGGAAGAGAAUGAUCUUUUAGCAAUUGAUAGAGAAGGUCGUGCGAUAAUGACUGAACAUGAACUUGAAGAUGGAACAAGUCUUGUUGUAAUUAAUGUCUAUUGUCCUCGUGUUGAUAGAGAUAAACCUGAACGAUUAACUUAUAAACUUAAUUUUUAUUCUGCACUUGAACAACGUGCUCGAUGUUUUUUAGAACGUGGAUGUCGAGUUAUUAUCGUUGGUGAUUUUAAUGUUUCUCAUAAACCUAUUGAUACAUGUGAUCCAGGAGACGAUCUUAAUUAUUUUAAUUCCAGUCCAUCACGUUUAUGGUUUUCGAAAUUAAUAUCUGAAGAUAUUUUUAUAGAUACAUUUCGUUAUUUACAUCCAGAUCAACGCGAAGCAUAUACAUGUUGGGAAACAGUAUCCAAUGCUCGUGUAAAUAAUUAUGGUGUACGAAUUGAUUAUAUUAUAUGUGAUGGUGCUGUAUCAAAAUCCCAUCUUGUAAAUUGUGAACGUCGACCUGAUGUUGAAUCAAGUGAUCACUGUCCAGUUAUUGCUGAAUUUAAUUUUACAUUUAAAGAUCGUUCGCAAGCAAAACCACCAUCGAUUUGCACAAAAUUUUGGUCAGAAUUUAAAGGUACUCAGAUGAAUAUAAAUCAAUUUAUUGUUAAAACUAAACGAAUACGCGAAGACGAUAUUGAUAGUCAAGAUGACAAAAAGCAACAAAUAGAGGAAAUAACAACAACGAAUAAACAAACAAAUCAAUUAAAUGAAAUUAUCGUAGAAAAAUCAGUUACUACACAAUCUAAAUCACUUACAAAACCUUCAUUUAAAAAAGUCAAAUCAGAUCAAUCAUCACUUUUACAACAUUUUAAACGAAGUUCUCAAUCAAAAAUGGCUCCACUACCUUCCUCGUCGAAUGAUUCAAUUCCCAAAGAACCUGAAGUUAUUACUUUAUUAAACACUGAAACUGAUGAAAAACCAAAGAAAUCAGUUACAUCAUGGAAUCAAAUCUUUCGCCCACCAACUCCACCACCAUUAUGUUCUGGCCAUAAAGAACGAUGUGUUAUACGUCAAGUUAAAGAUACUGCAUCUGUAAAUUGGGGACGAUAUUUCUAUGUAUGUUCACGUGCAAAUGGAGCUUCAGACAAUCCUCAAGCACGAUGUGAACAUUUUCAAUGGAAAGAAAUAAAGAAAAAAACAACGUCUACAAAUUAA